Molecule: messenger RNA, 12052 nt
Organism: Hemicordylus capensis (graceful crag lizard)
Lineage: Eukaryota; Metazoa; Chordata; Lepidosauria; Squamata; Cordylidae
Gene: TEF
Product: TEF transcription factor, PAR bZIP family member
Exons: 5
Coding region: 221-1165 (314 amino acids)
Biological process (GO): regulation of transcription by RNA polymerase II
Cellular component (GO): nucleus
Molecular function (GO): RNA polymerase II cis-regulatory region sequence-specific DNA binding; DNA-binding transcription factor activity, RNA polymerase II-specific
Source: RefSeq, a predicted model, not a curated record
GUGAGUGGCAAAGUAGGGCUCAUGAAUAAUAAUUACUUUGGGGCCCACGGAGGAGGUCCCGACGGAAGGGUGCGCAUGCGUAGCGCUCGGUUUCGGGUGGCGGUGACUUUAUUUUUUGGGGAGCCCCCCCGCCCCACACUGUCUCAUUUGUCGCCUCGGCUCGAAAGGGGAGGGGGUCGGUCUUGAGCUUCGUUGGUCGGUAUUCCUGAAGUCGAAUAGCAUGUCCAGCCGUGCCGCGCACCAGGAAGCGGCGACGGUGGCGGCAGCAGGAGCGGUGGCGGGGACAGCGGGCGCCGCGGAGCUGGAGCGGGGCCUGGCGGGCGCCUUCCCGUUGGUGCUAAAGAAGCUGAUGGAGAAUCCGCCGCGGGACACGCGCCUCGAUAAAGAGAAAAAGGAAAAACUUGAGGAAGAUGAAGCAGCAGCUGCUAGUACAAUGGCAGUCUCUGCCUCCCUCAUGCCUCCUAUCUGGGACAAAACUAUUCCUUAUGAUGGGGAAUCUUUCCAUUUGGAAUACAUGGAUCUGGAUGAGUUCCUGUUGGAGAAUGGCAUUCCUUCCAGUCCUAAUCACCUGGACCCAAACCAGAAUGCACUUCUGCCUGUGGCUGAGCUGGAAGGAAAAGAAUCUGUCAGUGCUGCUUCUGCUUCCGCUUCCCCAUCGUCCUCAUCUUCCACAGUGGUUUUCCAGCCAUCUGAAUCUACCACAAGUGCAGAAUCUUCACCAGAUAGUGAGAGACGGACACCUAGUCCCAUUGAUCCAGACUGUGUUGAAGUUGAUGUGAAUUUCAACCCUGACCCUGCUGAUCUAGUGCUGUCUAGUGUGCCCGGAGGUGAGCUCUUCAACCCUAGAAAGCACAAGUUUGCUGAAGAAGACCUGAAACCACAACCCAUGAUUAAAAAAGCCAAGAAGGUCUUUGUUCCAGAUGAUCAAAAGGAUGAAAAGUAUUGGACAAGGCGGAAGAAGAAUAACGUGGCAGCCAAACGAUCUCGUGAUGCUCGGCGCCUGAAAGAGAACCAGAUUACAAUCAGAGCUGCCUUUCUGGAGAAGGAGAACACAGCCCUGAGGACUGAGGUGGCGGAGCUGCGGAAGGAAGUGGGCAAAUGCAAGAACAUUGUCUCUAAAUAUGAGAGCAGAUAUGGACCCUUUGACUUAUCGGAUUCCGAGUGAUGCAACUUUAAAGACUUUUAAAAUCACAAAGAAACUAAAAACUACACAUGAAACCACCUGUCGUCAGAGUGAACAAUGAAAAGAUGUUGAGGCAUUCUACACAAACCACUGGUGAUGACCCUGCUUUCCUGCAAGUACCUCAUCUGAACUACCCAAGGGCUGAGCAUGAUGAAAAGGCUAAGGUCUCUAAUGCUACACUUCUUUGGUACUGCUAUUUUUUCCCUCGUAACCACAACUUGCAGUACAACUAUUAACACUUUUCAACUACACUUGGUGCUCGUGUCCUUGAGUUCAGUUUGAUAACUUGAAUAAGUAGUGGUUUUGGGAGGUGAUCCUUUGAUGGGAGAAAGUAGGAAGUCUUAACUGAAAAUGGCUUAAGCUAUAAUCCUUCUAUAAUUAUGUGGGUUUUAAAAAAUCUGUUCUGUGCUUUAGAACAGAGAUUAAUUUUGCAACUAAAUUCUCUUAAGCUGUUGUACAUUUGGAGAAGAAACAGCAUAUGUAGAAAAUGGGCUAACAAGAAACUCAUUUUAGUACACGAUAUAAGUGAUAUAUUGACUUAAAUUGAAGUAAUAGGAAAUAAGGACCCCCAAGAUGUGCUAUACCUUGACAAAUGCUAGCAAGAAGGAUGCACCUUAUUUUCUCAGCUGACAAAAGCCAACUUGUAUACUAGAUUUCUGAAGUUAGCACUUUCUCUUAAGCUUUCUGUCAUUUGACAGUACUGUUUUAAAAUGAUUAUGUUAGUAAGAGUCAUUUUCACAAUCUACUCUUCAUUCUAUUUGUAAGGCAUUUUUAUUUCCUUGUAUUGAUAAAGAUAUUUUAGCUAUAGCUGUGUAAUGAGGAGCAGGGAAUGGAGAUUGUAAAUAAAAUGAAUUUGGGUUGUAAAAGAAGGGAGACUCAGUUACAGAGUUUCACCCUUCUUUUGUUAUAACCUACAUGUGGGAGGAGAGAGACGUGAGCGCUCAAAGUUUCAUUUUCUUUAGAUUAUUGAAACAUAUGUUAUCAAACUCUUCGUUGGGUGGUCUUCUUUCAGCAUGGGGGAGGGCCCUUCUUGUUGCCUCAACAGCAUACCCAAUGCUGACUGUCAGUUAUUCUUCCUGGCACUCUCUAGUACUAGAGGACAGAGUUGGUAGUUGUGUUUCCCCUUACUACUUCCCUCUAAAGCAUAUUUUGGAUUUCACUGAGUGCCUAACUUAGACUUGGACUCAUGGACAUUGGACUCAUGGACCUGAAACAUCAGAUGGAGCACAGUGGAAUAUAUUUUAAGUACAUGCCUACGAGGUAGCAGAAACUAUACAGAUAGGCCAUGUAGGUAGCAAUGUGAGAUAUGGAAACAGGAUUUCCUUUGUAGAGUUUUUAUCAAUUCUCUAGAAGUGACACACUGAGCAUGAUUUAUGUGAAAUUUAUAAUGGCAUCAAAAACAUAAUAUAUGUCUAGUAAAAUACUAUAGGCCCAUGGUUUUAUUCACUGUAAUAUAACUGGCAGAAAAGGGAGAGGAAUAUGUGGAUAUAUUUACAAAUAAGUAUCUUGUUCUGAUCAAGGACUUUUGAAAGCCUUUAAAGAGUAAGUGCCUCAUUGUGCCAUGAUGCGUUUGAGGAAUAGGAGAGCAGUUGGGGAAGCAGACUGCUGAGUGGGCAUGCGUUUUGCCAAAUGUUUACCCAAAUUGUUCCCAGAACAAAAGAUGUACCAGUGUGUCACAGAACCAUUAUGGCUGGAUCAGAAGGCUUCCAUCAGUGGAUAAAGACCAUGCAGCAGAGAGGUUCCCAACCUGUGGUACUCCAGAUAUUGCUGAACUACAAUUCCCAUUCAUCCCUAGCCACAAUAAAUUGUAUCUGAGGAUUGUGGGAGUUGUAGUUCAGUAGCAUCUGGAAUACCACAGGUUGGGAACCCCUGAUGUAGUGAACAGGGCUGUUGGUUUCAGAUUCAAGAACUGGAGCUGACAGGCAGAUCUUGACAAAACAAUGGUGGUAGAUUCGGUUUUGGAAAAUUCUGGCCUAGCUUUCUGUUUCAAUGGAAAAUCCCAGCAGAGUUAAGAAACCACAAAUUUUUGUUCAAGAGCAGGUGUUAAUUGUCCGUUAUAUAUAAACAAACUCCAUGUUGUUUAAAAUUCAUUGAUUGUGUACUGUUAGAAUCUUUAAAAUAAUAUGUGAAAGAAUUAGGAUGAACAUUAAAUAUAUGGGUGGGGGAAUCCAUAUACCAGCAUCUUAGGGCUAGUCUAAAUGAUGUGCUGUAUUCUCUGUAGUUUACAUUCAGAUCCAGAUUUCCAAUAUUUUGUUUUUAUUACAUUAAAAAAAAAUUUACAACUGGCUGAACCCACACAGAGCUUCUGCAUGCUGGUACUUGAUCCCCUCAGCCCCUGCCACAGCCCUCUCAUCCCAGAGACUUCCCCACCCUCAUCUGAGCCCCGCUCCUGCUUCUCCUCCGUUGCUUCCAACAUGCCAUUCCCACAACUUUGGCGUCCAUAUGUCAUUCAGCCCCUCGCUCCUACUCCAGGAGCCUCCCAACUUUCCCGUCUUCCUUUUAUUAGGUCUCUAAACUCCCCAUUCGCUCUUUCCCCUUUGUUUUUUCUUUCAUUUACUUUCUUUUUUCUCGCCCCCUUUCAUCCUCUCCCUUCUUUCUUACUCUCUGCCCCUCCCUACUUUUCUCUCUCUCCUCCCGUCUCUUCCCAUCUUUCUUCUCCCCCCCCCCCACUUUAUUUCUUCCUCUCCCUUUCUGUCUUUCUUUCUCCCUCCUUUCUCUCUGCUCCCCUCUCUCUUCCCUUCCCUUGUGGGUUGUUUUGCAAGCCUCUGUGCACAGGGGCUGGCUACUCUCCUUAGUCUCCUAGGGAGGGUGUUGCUUGGAAACCCUGCGAUUGCAAAGUCCCCCUCUGAGUGCACAGGAACUUGUCUGUGUAAGUGCUGAGAUAGAGAGAGAUGCAGAAAGCGGUUGGCUCAGUGGCAUUCUUGGGCUCCGCUGCUCUCCUCAAGACCCAAUAAUCUUCCCCACUCGCCUUGAGUGUGAGGGAAGGGUCGUGUGUUUUUAUUUUGGGGCCUCACAGCUGCCACCAUCGGCACAGACCCGCAUCUCCACUUAUUGCCUGCGCUGCUUUCACUCCCUUGAGUGUGGCUUUUGGGGGGGGGGGGUGUUUCCACUCCUUGUUGCCAUUGGCCAGUCUCUUCCUGAUUUCUUGCCCAGCUCCACAUUUUUUCCUAUGGAGAUGCCUGCUGACUGCUCUCCUCAACCCCCAGUAAUCCCCCCUCCCUUGAAUGUGUGGGGAGGGCCAUGUGCUUUUGUUUUGGGGCCUUACUGCCUCCUGAUCUGUCAUUUGGUCGGUAGGCGGGCCCACAAAAGGAGCUUUCUCCUUCAUCCCCGCCUCGGUCUCCCCUCUUUGCCGCCCGCCUCUCUCUGUCUUUUUCCAGUGCCCCCCUGUCUGCCUGGCCCUGGAAUCUCGAGAAAGGCUGAGCAGAGAGAUGAAGGCAGGAGCCACAGUGGGGGCUGGAAGAUGGCAGUUGGGAGUGGGGGGAGGCGCCAGCAACAGCAGGAGGGGAAAAUGCAGCGGGUCUUGCUGAGCAAGCAAGGCAGAGAAGUAAAGCGCCACUGUGUCCUCCUGAACCACUUCUCCCGUCUCUGGUUCCCAACCUGUGGGUGGUUGUUCCUCGACUCCCGUUUUUCCCACCCACCCUGGCCUGAAAUGUACCUUGGCGCUGUGCUCUCCCCAUGACAGCGCUGCUGUAGGAGCACCCUCAAGAGUUAUUGUUGCCACCACUACGUUAAUCCGCCCCUGACUGGAAGACAGGCAGGUGGGUGGUCACUUCCCACUUCCUCGGGGAGUCCGCCCUCCCUCCUCCCUCCUCUUCCUCCAGAGACACACUUGGGGCUUGGCCUCUCUGCUCACUCUCUCCUCCCCACCUGUUGCAGUUUUGCAGCCUCAACUUCCUUGCCCCCCACCCGUGCUCCCUCUUUUCCUCCCUUCCCUUUCUCCUUUAUUUUUGUGGAGUUAGGGUUAAAGAGUCACAGUACCUACCCCUUCCCCUCAGAGACAGAAGGCAGUUCACACAGUGGCAUUCUUGCACUCCAUUGCUCUCGGUGGGAUUGGUCGUGGCUGCUGUGAGGGCGGGGCUUGCCAUGGGCCUAAGGCUUUUAGAGAGGGGGGGGGAAGGGGUUAUUCACAUUAGGUCAUAAUCGCUGAAUUUUCCAGCCAUACUCUUCUGCAAAGAUGGUACAGUUGGCCACUGGCGUAAUAAAACAGUGGCUAACAUCCAGACUAAUGUUAUGCAUGCUGAGUAACUUUUGUGUGCAGCGGGGGAGGGGUGAUCUUCACCAACCCCUUUCCCUCUGUAGACCACUAUGCCCCCCUCCCACUCCUGAAAAUAUGUCCUUGAUGGUCCCACAACCCUCGGGGACAUUUUCAGGAGACAGAGUGCUGGGAGGAUUGGUAAAAACUGCCCUUCCCUCACUGCACACACAAAAUAUUGUUCGACAUGCACAACAUUAGUCCAGAUGUCUGCCAAUAUUUCUUUGAUUCUGACAUUAAACUGUGUUUGCAGAAAUACUGUAACCAUUUUAGUUUUAUUGUGUACCUUCAUACCAUUGGAAAAACUUGCAGUAGUGUUGGUGGUUUCUGAUCUGCAUGUAAAAAACCUCUAGCAGUACACCAUACUAUAUUUUAUAGUGCAGUCUUAAAAUGAUCUAUAUAGCUGUAUUUCAGUCACACAGAUUAGCCAUUUGCUGCAGUUGAAGUUGAAAAUUAUUAAAGCUUAUUUUGUACUAGGCUACAAAUUAGUGCAAAAGUUACAUGUAUGAGUUAUACCUUUAAAAAGGUUGCAUCGCUUUCCAAAUUGAAAUAGUUUUCAUUCUUAAUUCUUCCUUCACGUCUCAUUUGUUCUCUGCUGAGACGUCAUGUUGCUUUAGAGCUUUCUGUUCCCUCAAUGCAUUGUCCCUUUUCUGUAUGAGAUAAGUAUAACUCAUGGCUGUAAUUAGACCUUUUACAACCUGUUCAUCUUGGUAACUGGUUUCUGGAAGUGGCAGUAUAGAAGAAUAUUCUUAAUUUGCACUAAUGGGUAGAGUUGUUUGUUCAAAAAUGGUAGGGCAGGAUGCAUGCAGUAAAUUGCACAAACUUUUCUGUCUACUAUUUAUUCCAUUAAUAACGGAAUGACUGUUUAUAGAAAAUUGGAAUGCAGUCUAUGUAAUUACAUAACUUACUAGGAGCAGUUUGUGGGCAACGGUGAGCUGCGUUUGGAUAUGCAUUGAGCAACCAAGAUACAGGGAUGACAUUUAAAUCUAAGUAUUGAGGAGGAAAAAUUCUAUACCAGCAAAUAACUUUUUGCAUAAUAGAAAAUUUGUUAAGAUAGUCUUAAUCUUUGUAGGUAAUCUUCUGGUAGAGAAUAAAAUACCCAGUUGAACUAGAUUCCACUCAUAAUACAUAAUUGUUGGGUGUGUGUUUAAAAAAAACACACAUUUAGGAUCUAAUCCCUCUGGUCAUAUGUAAGAAAGCUCUCCUUUAACAUGAAGAGACUUUGCAUAAGCACAGUCUCUGUUUAGUUGGCUUUGAAUUCUUGAAUGUUAGUGUGAGGUUUAUGCUUCCCCAGUAAUGAGUUAAGGACAACUUGUGGUUCUUUUGUGGUCUCUGUGCCAGUUUCAUGUGAAUUUUGAUGGAGUUUUUCCUUUCCCUUUACUUGGUAUCAUUCAUUCUUGAGGUAAUGGAGACAUUUACUUAGUGGUGUGCAUACUGAAACCUUUAUAAGCUUUGAUGUUAAACCUACAAUAUUAAUAUUGGUUGCUCUUUUGUGUAACUAUUAAACUUCCAAUGUCUUUGAAGUUUGGUUAUUUAAAAACCCUUUUCUUUGGCAUUUCUCCAUGUUACUCCUAUGUUGUGCUGUCUGGAAUAACUCAGGCGUUCUAGAUGUAGAAGUUGCACGUGGUAUUUGGCUAGUAAACAGUUGUUUCUGUCAAGUUGUAGUGGAAGAGAAAUGGUAGUCAAAGUGUGCAGGAUAACAGUUAAACUGUUAGAGCAAAUAUGGUCUUGAUAAGAAGAAUUGGUAGGAGGAAUUGCUAGUUAGCUGUGUUUCUGUGUAACUCCCAAACAGCUUUGGACCAUUAGCUCCUAGUUAUUUAAAUCACUAUGCUCCCCACUGCAAAGAGCUUGAAGGUCUUUAAAAAUGGGAGUGCUUUAAUUCAUCCAGAAGAGGUAGCUCAUAGCUGAACAAAAUUGAGUUGUUCCUUCCUCUUUUACGGUAACAAUAAUUUCAUGAUAAAUGGGACCUUUACUCAGGAACAAGAUAGAUUACCUUGCUUGCUCUGGAGGCACUUCUGUGUUGAAGAAAUGUGUAGAUCAAGUUUGUCAUACACCUAAAAAUGUUGAGUAUGAGUGUGACAAAUGUGUUUGUAAACACAUGGAUCAUGUAGAUACAUAUUUUAAAAAAAUACUUACAUCUAGCUUUUACAUGCAAUCAUCUCCACUCAUCCAGGUAGUCUCCCAUCUAAGGUUUUGAUCAAAUCUGUACCCACUUAGUUUCAGCAGUGCUGCAGCAUCAAUCAGCUACUCAUAGACCAUUCACAAUGUCCAAUACAGAUACACUUAACAGGGGGCAAUGAUUGGUGUAAUUCUCUGUGGCAAAUCCAGUUUUAGCACUGCAUAAUGUGUAAAAUGCUCUUCAAUUCUGCUCUUGCAGUUGUAAUGCUAAUGAAUUGUAAUGUUUAACUUAUUGCUGUCCUUUCACUGAAAAUCAGAUACAGGGAGAAGAGAAAUGUCAUAUCCAUGGAUUAGUGAGGCUAGGUUGGAAACCAUUUUACAACAUUCAGUUCAAAUGUACCUAUUCCUUUCCAGAGUUGAGCUCUUAAAAAAAAAAAAAAAAGGUUUGCAUUAGGAGAUAGCUGUGCAUGGUAUUGAUUUGGUAACAAUGCAGAUGCCAGCCAGACACUACCAUCCUAUCGCUGGAUAUUUUUAAAAAACACUUUUUUCCUUUUUAAAACAAGGUGACAAGUACAUUUAUAAAUGUACAUGCUAUGUUUUAACAAACCUAUUAAAAGACAGCCUGUUCACCAGAAGCAGGAAUGGAAAGGGGACAGAGUGACAGUUGAGUCAGCAUUCGAUACACAUCUGCAGUUUAAAUUGCAAAGCAGGGAGGAAUCCAGACUCACUCCAUGACUGAGAGAUGAGCUCUGUAUAGUGUGCCGUAGAGUCGGUGUCAACUCCUGACAACCACAGAGCCAUGUGGUUGUCUUUGGUAGAAUACAGGAGGGGUUUACCAUUACCAUCUCCCAUGCAGUAUGAGAUGAUGCCUUUCAGCAUCUUCUUAUAUCACUGCUGCCCAAUAUAGGUGUUUUCCAUAGUCUGGGAAACAUACCAGCGGGGAUUCGAACUGGCAACCUCUGGCUUGCUAAUCAAGUCAUUUUCCCGCUGUGCCAUUAGGUGGCUCUGUACUCUCGCUCUUUUUACAUAUUAUGUUUGUCUUCAUCCUCCUGUUUCUGAUGUAUUAUAGAACAUAGCGCAUUUCUGGAAGAUUCUGUCAAAAAUCUUGAAUGAGUGUGACUAUGGUCCUGAUAAUACAGGUACAUUGGGCACUGUUUUUUUCUUAGCUUUGCAAUACAUUUCUCUUGUUCAAAUUAUAGAAGUGUAUGAUGUCACUGGUGAAUGGAACACUGCAAGAAAAGAGGCAAAACAAUAUGAGAGGAAUGGGAAAAUGAAGUCAAGAGCAAGACACUUCUUUAACCAACAUGCUGAUUCUAAAAUCUUUGUCACUGCUAGAUCCAUUGCUUGGUUGGGUUCAUUUAUGAUUGCUUUUGAUUUAUAAAAACUUAAUUUUGACUUUUUUAAAAAAAGAAUCUUUUUUAAAAAGUGUUUUCAAGUUAUAUCUGAUAUAUAGGAAUGAAACGUUGAGAAUUCUCAGGCAAUUCUCUUUGUAAUUGACUAAGCUGUACUCAACCAAUAUUCACAUAAAAGAAAUGAAGAUAGCAAUAAGGCUCUAAUGAUAGUGCAUUUUGCCCAUUGUCUAAUUAUUGACUUGUCAGUAUAAUUUAUAAAUAUCGAAAUAGCAAGGGAUACCUUCUUACCAGAGGAGUAUUGAAUUAAAUCUUUCAGGUCUUCAGUAUGGGAGUUUGUUUCUGUUCGUUAAAUGGAAGGGUAACCAUCUCACAAGAAAAUAGUCUUUAUAUGUCGAGUUCAUGAAACCUUUAAUAUGUAAUGAUACCUUAUCCGUAACCAUGAGCUCCCAUAUUUUGUCAAACCACUUCUUUUCCAUGUUUUAGAUAGUAUGAAUUUUGCUUCCAUUAAAAGUAAACCAGUUAAUUCUUCAUGAAUUGAUUCUGAUGUGAGAGCUGUAAUCUGGGUCAUAUUUUAAAUUACUUUGUGGUAUAUAAUAGUAGUAUUUGACAAAUAUAACUAACUCUUAAAAUAAAUGAAACUAAUGUUUCCCCCAUACAUCUUGUCAACUAAUGCACAUGUUUCUUGCUUCUGGGUCCUAGUAAUGCCACCUUGUGAACAUUAUCUGAAUUUCUCAACAAGGCAGCCUCCCAGCUGAGGGUAAAAGUUUUCAUUUCAUUUUGUUUGCUGAACUGGGAUAACAAUUAACAUGUUCUGAAGCAUCAGUUGGUAGAAUGUUUAGUAGAGUCUAGGAAUCUUGUUUUCAUGUUUGUGUCUAAGAUAUGGUGAUUAACAUGAUUAUUGGAAUACUGUAUUUUGUAUAACAAAGAUGUAAAUACACUUUACUAUUAAUCUCAGUUCACAUGGAGUAAUAAGUGCUUCCACUGUAACCUCUGCAAACUUUGUUGAAGAUCUUUAAUGUAGCAUGGCUUGAGAAUUUUUUCUUAGAAAACUGCAGAAAUCAAAGUUACAUUGAUGUAGAAUUCUGGCUUGUGAUGCUUUCUAUUUACAAAAUGUUUAAUAAACCACAGAGGCAGAGAAAAUGAGAACUGGCAUGGAAAGUAUUUCCUUGAUCACUGAGUUUGUUCAUAAUAGUACUCAAUCCUAUUUGGAGGCAAGCCAGCCUGCCAGUUUCCCCAUGUAUGGCUUCUUGAUGGCAAAAAGCACACAGCGAUUUCAGGAACACAACAUUUGCUGUAUUUUGUCUUUAAAUACAGUGAUCUUUGAACUCUUUAAUCAGUCUGCAGUGAAUCAUCAUUCAUGAUACCAUAAAUUAGGUUUAUGGUGUCUUAUCCUUUAAAGAUGCUGAGCUCGUCAUCUGUCACAUUUUGUGCAUGUAUAUUCCCCUGUCUAAUCAAACAUCUCAGUAAAUGAACAUUUACUAACUUGAUAGAGGAGUGUUUCACUGAAUGCUUCAUUGGCCAUUCAGAUGUUCUACAGAACUGGACAGAAAUCUGGGCUAGGUGAAUUGGGGAAAUUUACAUUUUGUCCUUCAGUCAGUGUUUUGUAUUGGGACCCGUUGUACUUGGUGAGGCUGUCCACUCAAGUAGCCAAACCCAGGCUUGGGCAGCCCUCCUUGGGUUUCGUUGCUCGUGUGCAGGGUUGGGAUUACAGGCAAUCCCGGCGCUGCCUCCCCUGCAAAUCCGGGAAUUUGCCCCAGGCUUUAACUUUGUGUUAAAGGAUGUGAGUGCGCCCUUUACCCCCAGUUUGGAGUCAUGAAUAUGCUUGAGCACCUGACUCGCAAGGGAACCCCCCAGUGCACUGUGCUUGUCACACAGUGCAUUGUGGGAUUUGUGAAGACCAGGAAAAUGAGCCCCAGCCUCCAGAGAGCUGUGCUGCACAGAGCAACAUUGAUUGUGUGGACAUGCAAUGGCACGCCGAAGAGGAUAUCGCUGAUUGCCUGGGGGAAGGUAGGUCCAUCCCUGCCCUUCCUAUCCCUAUCAUGGUUGUAAAUGACCUUGAUGUGUGUUCUGUGGUGGUGUUUUAUUUAGAAAAAGUAACUUCUGAUACCCGCUUUCAGUGGCAUGUUAUUGAAAUAGCAAUAUAAAACAUCUGUUUGUAAAGUAGAUAGACUGACGUCCAGAUUAAAUGCUCACGAACCUGUUGAAAGUCGUGUAACAAGUUAGCCACAGAUAACUUAUCCCAUUACUUUUAGUGGGGCUACUCAUGAGUAACUUGAUCUGGAUGUCCGCUAGAGUACUUCUUCGAAUAUCUGUUCCUAAACAAAUGAGAUACCUGCUAUGUAGCCGUGUUAAAGACAUUCAGUGAAUCUCUUCUCCUGCUAGACUUUUCAGAAGUUUGAGUCUUGAACUGCUCAAGAGUUUCAUGAGUUGCUCUCUAGUGGCCAAUUCAGUAUGAGGGAGUGUGGUCUGCUCUUUAUUUGAAACAACCAAUGAUAGUUUUCAGUUCCGUUCAUUAUAUAGGGAAAAUUAGUCUGCCCUGUGCACAACAAAACAUGUGUUUAUAUUUAAAGUUUGUAUUGCUGUAUGCUUUUAAUAUUUUCUGUAUUUUACCCCUUUGGUGUGUCGAAUGUGUGGUGGGCAAAGUUGUUUCUGUAUAUAGGUUUUGUAGAGCAGUCUGUAAAAUGCUUUUGACUCUUGUAUUAAAGGCACUAUAAUAAGGUAAUAUUGUAAUUUGUAAUUAUGUUUGUAAAAACUUCUGGGUAAAACUGCCUCUUACCAUUCGUGUUUUGCAUCUACAAAUAUUCUGUCCCUGCUCAUUUUUUGUAUACCCUAGUGCUUGAUGGAUGACUGUUGAAAGUGCUUAAAUGAUAGUUGUGCUAAGGAAAGGUCAUUUCCAUAUUCAAGGCCUACCUGGCAUUCCUUUAUAUUUCCAUUUCUUAUACUUUUUUAAAAUGAUAAAACUAUGUGGAUAUGAACUCUGGUUGUGGAAACCAGACUGGAUUUUCUAGGUAUAUUAAAGCCUCUCUGCUAAGUCUCUCUCUCUCUCUCUCUCUCUUUUAAUGCUCUUGUUUUAAACAUGUAAAAUUUUGAGUAUUGAAUUCUGUUAGUAUUUGCCUUUAAAGAAAAAUAAAGUGUAUAUUCUACUAA